Messenger RNA from Penicillium lagena, 393 nucleotides. RefSeq lists its product as uncharacterized. The transcript is spliced from 2 exons. The record is from RefSeq and is a predicted model, not a curated record. NCBI's taxonomy places the organism in Eukaryota, Fungi, Ascomycota, Eurotiomycetes, Eurotiales, Aspergillaceae. The coding region runs from base 1 to 393 and encodes 130 amino acids.
AUGUCAGUCAGUUACAACGGUCAAGCCGCAUACGUCUUCCAUUUCAAUAGCUCCGGAAAUGGUGAGUUGGGCAAGGGACACGGCAAGGAGACGGCGCCCGAGGGCUACCAUCCUUCUGGAAAUCCCACGACCAGUCACCCUUAUCGACGGUCGCGUGGAGGGACAACGCGUAGCAAGGACGAGAUACGAAGAACAGGAUCGGAGGGGCCGGCUUUACACCCUGGAGUCUGGUCUCCUAGCCCCCCGAGUGCAGAGUCGACGGUCAUCGUCAACUCCGAUCCUCCCGGCUACACUAGAUCUCCAGUCGAGUCGAUAUCCUCGAUCUCGACAAUUCGACGUUUGUUAGCUCAAACGGCGGAUUACCUCCAUCCCUCCGGUCCGGUGCCCUCCUGA